AUGUCCAGCGACGACGACGUCGCGUUUAAUCCAGCCUUCGCCUUCGACGUCGACGACGACGGCGCGCGCGCGCGGGAAACGCAUCGAGUGGGACAUCGCGCGCGCGGCGGCGCGAGGACCGCGCCGUGGGACUUUGGCGACGCCGCGGCGCGGGCGCGUGGGGAACUGCGCGCGCGAGGGGCGACGAGCGUGGAUGAAAAGAUACGGCGCGCGCGGGGGGGGCGAACGUCGGGGUCGGGGAGCGAGAGCGCGUACGGGAGCGCGAGCGAGGACGCGCCGCUUCCGGGAGAGGCGGACGCGAGCGACGACGAGGAUUCGGACGCGUCGGAGAUGGAUUCGGAAGCGGUGUCGGGAACGUCGAGUGGGAGUGAUGGGAGCUCGGAAUCGGAAGAAUCGGGUGAGGGCGAUGGGAGCUCGGAAUCGGGAGAAUCGGUGGAGGAGGAGUCGGAGAGCGCGUCGGAGGACGCGGCGGCGGCGCGAAGAGCGUCGAGCGCGGACGCAAAGGCGAAAAACGUCGAGGAGACGACGAACGUGGCGUCGUCCGAUUCGGAGGAGGACGCGAUGUUUACCGAACGCGCGGUGGUGAAGGGAGCGAGGGGUGACACGACUUUUGACGCCAAGGCGUUUGAUGAGCUGCACCUGUCCAGGGCGCUCACGCGGGCGUGCGAGACGCUUGGGUACAAGAAACCGACGCCGAUUCAGGCGGCGGUGAUACCGAUCGCGAUGACGGGGCGAGAUGUAUGCGGACGGGCGGUGACGGGAAGCGGGAAGACGGCGGCGUUUAUGCUUCCGCAGCUCGAGCGCCUGUUGCACCGAGGACCGCGCGCGACGGCGGCGACGUACGUGCUGUGUCUCGUCCCGACGCGCGAGCUCGCGGUUCAGGUGCACUCGAUGACGGAGAGUUUGGCGCAGUACACGAACAUUCGCGUCUGUCUCGUCGUCGGUGGUCUGUCGGCGAACGUUCAAGCCGCAGAGCUUCGGACGAGACCGGAAAUCGUUGUCGGAACCCCCGGUCGCGUCAUCGAUCACGUUAGGAACACGCAGUCUUUCGGACUAGAAGAUUUGGCGACGCUCAUUUUGGACGAAGCAGAUCGAUUGUUAGAGAUGGGUUUCUUGGAGGAAAUCAAGGAAAUCGUGCGGCAGUGUCCGAAGAAGCGUCAGACGCUUUUGUUCAGCGCCACGCUCACCGCGGGCGUCGAGGCGCUCGCGAGUCUUUCGAUGAAGAACCCGGCGAGACUCUCGGCUGACACGUUAGGGACGACGCCGGAGCACUUGAUCGAAGAAGUUUUGAAGCUCAAGCCGAACCAGAGCGCGCAGAAAGAGGCAUUUCUCAUGGCCAUUGUCAGUCGCUCAUUUGACAAAUCGACAAUCGUCUUCACGAAAACCAAGCAGCAGGCGCAUAGGCUGAAGAUCAUCAUGGGUCUGAGCAAGGUCAAAGCGGGCGAGCUUCACGGAGAUAUGACGCAGACGCAGCGUCUGGCCGCGUUGGAUGACUUCCGAACGGGACGCGUGACACACUUGAUUGCCACCGACGUCGCGGCGAGAGGCUUGGACAUCCCAUCAGUCGACGCGGUGAUUUCCUACGAUGCGCCGAAGACUCUGGCGAGUUAUUUGCAUCGCGUCGGUCGCACGGCGCGCGCGGGGAAAAAAGGGACGGCGUUAACGUUCAUGGAAGAGUCAGAUCGCAAAUUAGUGAAAACUGUGGCCAAGCGCGGGGCCAAUCUCAAGGCGCGAGUCGUUCCCGGAAACAUCGUCGCCGAGUGGCACAAAAAGAUUGAAGUCAUGGAGGAGAAAAUCGUACACAUCAACUACGAGGAGCGCACCGAGCGACAACUUGCCAAAGCGGAGAUGGAGGCGAACAAGGCGUCGAACUUACUCGAACACGCGGCGGAGAUCAAGUCGCGUCCCGCGAAGACGUGGUUCCAGAGUGAACGAGAGAAGCGAGACGUCCAAAAGCAAGCCGUAAAGGCGAAUGAGACGGCCGAAAUCGAUCUCAUGGAUCGAAAAUCACUUCGAAAAUCGUUGAAGCGCGGUAAGGAGAUCGCCGGUCCCGAUCGCUUACCCGCCGGCAAAAAAGCUCGUCGCGAGCUCGCGAGACGCAACCUCUACGCCAAGGAGCACGGCGUCGACGCCGACGACGGCCCCAAGGGCGGCGUUCGCGUCACCAAGGGUGUUAAAUCCAUCAAAGCCCUCGAGCGUGAGGCCCGUCUCACGGGCGCCACCGCCGGCAAGGUGGUUCGAAUGGUCAAAAAAGCUGCCAAUCCUCCCAAGCGCGCGCCGCGCGCCGCCGACCCGGACGACGACUUCACCCAGCGCUCCGGUCGCGGCGCCGGCUACGGCGGUAAGCUCCGCACCGGCGUCCGGCCCGGAUCUACAUCCACCGCUAACCGUCCAUUCAAGUCGGUCAAGGGCGCGUUCAAGUCCCAGAGCAAGUACAGACGUAAGAAAUAA
Ostreococcus tauri is the source of this 2451-nucleotide messenger RNA. Its product is annotated as Helicase, C-terminal. Bases 1 to 2451 code for a protein of 816 amino acids. Gene Ontology annotation, molecular function: RNA helicase activity; nucleic acid binding; ATP binding. Lineage: Eukaryota; Viridiplantae; Chlorophyta; Mamiellophyceae; Mamiellales; Bathycoccaceae. The record is from RefSeq and is a predicted model, not a curated record. The transcript has a single exon.